Dicentrarchus labrax (European seabass) is the source of this 858-nucleotide messenger RNA. RefSeq names its product receptor-transporting protein 3. The coding region runs from base 104 to 583 and encodes 159 amino acids. NCBI's taxonomy places the organism in Eukaryota, Metazoa, Chordata, Actinopteri, Moronidae. Gene Ontology annotation, molecular function: olfactory receptor binding. The record is from RefSeq and is a predicted model, not a curated record. The transcript has 2 exons. Gene Ontology annotation, biological process: protein targeting to membrane; protein insertion into membrane.
UAAAGGCUCCCAACCUGGGGGUGAUGAGUCACUCUCUCAAGCUGUUUGUAUUCAGAUCAGCUGUCAGAGUUUUGUCUCUUCUUCAGCCACCAACACUGACAGGAUGGAAGAAUCAAAGUGGACAAGUAUCUUCCAGAUGAAAGCAAAGAAUCUCAAACAAGGAGACUCCUGGAGUCUGGAGUUUGAUGACAGUCUUGUGCCCAAACGUCCCAACCCAUGCUGGAAGCUGUGUAUCGGGAGCACAAGUGCAAGGUUCAGCUGCACCAAGUGUGGAAGAGGCUGGCCUUCUGUUCGGGUGAAGGUGGUCUUCCACAUGCGCCUCUUACAUGGGCAUGGCACUGUCAAGGUGAAGCCCCUUGGCCAGCAGUGCAAAACGUGUGAAGGAGCUCCAAUGGAGAAGCCCAGCGUCACCUCCAGGAACAUCGACAUCCUCCUGGAUAAUCUGGUGGAGAAGAUAAGAAUAAAAUGCUACCACGAAGACCUGGUCAGAAGGAACAAGCCUUUUAUAAGCCAUGAUGUCAGCCGUCCCCACGAGCCUGCUCAUUGUGAGGCCUGUACUCAAGGCAUCUGUACAAGGCGUUGAGCUUAUAUGAGUCAGGCUUUUAUAAGAAAAGUAAUUAUUUUAGUUGGGGUUUUAAUGAUGUUUUAUACCCAUAAACUCAUAUUAGCAAAUUGUAUCAAGAUUUAUAUGUAAGACUGUCAUUCUGUUUCAUUGUUUAGCUUUCAUAUUUAUUCUUGCUGGUUGUCUAUUUUCUUUAACAUUUUGUUUUCUCAAAUGCAUUAAACACGCCUUCUUACAAACAGAAAUGUAAUAGAUUAAUAAAGUUUAUACAAGCAAUAAACUAAAUAUAGUUGUGA